This is a messenger RNA of Pichia membranifaciens NRRL Y-2026, 2861 nucleotides long. RefSeq lists its product as hypothetical. Bases 259 to 2784 code for a protein of 841 amino acids. The record is from RefSeq and is a predicted model, not a curated record. NCBI's taxonomy places the organism in Eukaryota, Fungi, Ascomycota, Pichiomycetes, Pichiales, Pichiaceae. Gene Ontology annotation, cellular component: cytoplasm. Gene Ontology annotation, molecular function: cysteine-tRNA ligase activity; ATP binding. Gene Ontology annotation, biological process: cysteinyl-tRNA aminoacylation. The transcript has a single exon.
GGAAUGUGAAAUAUUUUAAAAUUUUUCCACUAAUUUGCCUUUCAGAACCGUUCCAGGAUCAAAUUAACCUCAUGUCACAGCAUAAAACGUGUUCAAUAGCUGGUAUGAUAGUAAGGGUAUUAUCAUAUGGUCUGGGAAGACUGUAAAAGAUUGAAGUUGAAUAAGAACAUGGGAUAAGAUUAGACAGAGGAUGGCAAUCCGUGCACCGCUCCACUUUUUUUUUCAAUGCCUUGUGAGUGAGUCAAAGUCGAAGACAACAUGUUCUGGGUGGACUCUUGGAUGAGGAAAAUGAUGUUUUUCUUUUCGACGGGAAAAUCUUAUUGUAUUUUUGUUCCUUCUAUUCUACUUUUUGCUAAGAAACGCCAGUUUAUGUUGAAGUCUAUCAGUCUUAUCAAGCUUCGCAGACCUACAUAUUUUUCAAGAAAAGCGGUGGACAACAAGAAAGUACUUCAACGAUACAUGUCUGAAAGCAAUACAAGUUACACAGCUACAAAAUGGUUUAAACCAGAGACAAAGGUCCCAGUCGGAUACCCUGUUUUGAAAUUAUACAACACUCUUACCCAUAAUAAAGUUGAGUUUGUUCCGAAUGAACCAGGUAAGAUCAAGUGGUAUUCCUGUGGUCCAACGGUGUACAACUCCUCGCAUAUGGGCCACGCAAGGAACUAUGUCAGUAUUGACAUCAACAGAAGGGUGAUGCAAGAUUACUUCAAUUACGACGUGACGUUUAUUCAAAAUGUUACUGACAUCGAUGACAAGAUCAUCUUGAAGGCAAGACAAGAAUAUCUAUUUGAUGAGUAUGUGCAAAAAUUCGAAAAAAAGGUCUCAGAAGACCUGAUCACCAAAUCCAAGUCGUCACUUCAAGCAUAUGUUUCGAAAAACCUGUCUGAAUUUACGGGAAAAAAUGUCGAGAGUGAGUUCAAGCCAUGGGUUGAAACUUUAGAUUUGAAGGAGAUUGGACUGAGUAAGCCCAAAUUCCCAAUGCAUGUCAAAGCCGUCCUUGCCGCAUUAGAGGUGAUUGAAAACCCGCAAACAGUUCAGUUUGAUGAGUUUGUAAGCAAGGUGAAAGAUGUGAUUGUUCCUGUAUUGGAUGCGGAGCUGGGUUCAACGGUUACGGAUCCAAGCAUAUUCAGAAAGUGCUCCUCUUACUGGGAGAGACAGUACGACUUGGACAUGCGAAAGUUGAACGUGUUAGAGCCUACUGUGGUCACGCGUGUCAGCGAGUAUAUUCCUGAGAUUGUGUCCUUUGUUGAGGAGAUUGUGCAGAGGGGGUAUGCGUAUGCGACGUCUGAUGGGUCUGUCUACUUCAACACCGGUAAGUUCGACGGCAGUGCUAACCACCAAUAUGCCAAGUGUCAGCCGUGGUCCAAGGGCGAUAUGGCGUUGCUAGAAGACGGUGAGGGUUCGUUGACAAACCAGGCUUCUAUUGACAGCAAGCUCAAUGCUUCUGAUUUUGCGCUAUGGAAGUCCUCGAAGGCCGGUGAGCCGUUCUGGGACUCUCCGUGGGGCCAAGGUAGGCCCGGGUGGCACAUCGAGUGUUCGGUGAUGGGGUCUGACUUUGUUGGAGACAAGAUGGACAUCCACUCUGGAGGCAUUGAUUUGGCGUUCCCACAUCACGACAACGAGAUGGCCCAAAGCGAGGCGCAUUUCGACUGCCAGCAGUGGGUGAACUACUUUUUGCACACGGGCCACUUGCACAUCGAGGGCCAGAAGAUGUCCAAGUCGUUGAAGAACUUCAUCACGAUCGACGAGGCCUUGAGCAAGUACACCUCGAGACAGUUGAGGUUGUGUUUUGCGUUGGUGCAGUGGAACAACCCGCUCGAUUUCAAGGAGACGUUGUUGAACGAGAGCAACUCCGUGGAGUCGACGCUGGACAAGUUUUUCGGCAAGAUCCGGGCGUUGAAGCGGGACAACGAGGAGAAGCUCGACGGCGGGGAGAUCAUCAGCAAGAAGUUUGGGCCGCUGGAGAAAAAGCUCUUCAAGGACUUCGGCGGCAGCAAGGCAGACGUCCACGCGGCCUUGUGCGACAACCUGGCGGUGCCGCAGGCCAUCCGCGCCAUGAUGGAGCUUGUGAACAGCACGAACAUCUACAUGAAUGAGGUGGGCGGCCACGAGCUCAAGAUCGACCUGCUAGUGGAGAUCGUCAAGUACAUGACGAGGAUGCUCAAGGUUUUCGGGUUUGACGUGAGGGAGGACGGCCUCGGGUGGAAGGACGUGCGCGGCAGCGGGGCCAGCGCCGGCGGCGCCGGCGCUGCCGCCGGCAGCGUCGAGGAGGUCGGGAUGCCGUUCGUCAAGGUGUUGAGCAAGUUCCGGGACCAGGUGCGGAAGCUGAGCAUCGAGGGCGGGCUCGACAGCCGCACGCUGCUCGACAGCUGCGACCGGCUCCGAGACGAGGACCUGCUUGAGCUGGGUGUGGCCUUGGACGACCGCAGCGACGGCCAGGGCGCCUUGAUCAAGUUUUUGAACGAGAAGGAGCAGGCCGAGCUCCUCAAGCAGCAGCGGGACAAGGCUGCUGCCCACGCCGCCAGGCAGCUCAAGAAGGCCGAGCAGGCCCGCGCUGCCGCCGCCAAGGAGCGCGAGCGCCUGGAGCGCGCCAAGGUGUCGCCGCUGGAGAUGUUCCGAGGCCCGGGCCUGGAGCACGUGUACAGCCAAUGGGACGCGGACGGAGUUCCGACGCACUUGGCCGACGGCGAGGAGGUGAGCAAGAGCGCCCGCAAGAAACUCGUGAAGCAGCAGCAGCAGCAGAAGAAGCUGCACGACGCGUAUCUGAAGGAGACUGCAGUGUAGCUGGGCAGGAGCGUAUGUAGAUAGGUAGAUCGAUGGGUGUGAACAGCGUGCUCGAAACAACAACUUGCUCUAACGGC